Rhopilema esculentum is the source of this 2263-nucleotide messenger RNA. Its product is annotated as cyclin-L1. The record is from RefSeq and is a predicted model, not a curated record. NCBI's taxonomy places the organism in Eukaryota, Metazoa, Cnidaria, Scyphozoa, Rhizostomeae, Rhizostomatidae. Gene Ontology annotation, biological process: regulation of transcription by RNA polymerase II. Gene Ontology annotation, molecular function: cyclin-dependent protein serine/threonine kinase regulator activity.
UUCUGGGUUGACGUAGGUUGAGCGUUUUCCUCAAUGCUAUGAAAAUGGCGGCCGUUGAGAAACCGAAGAAGGAAUACGACUACGGUAACGUACACAUUUCAUUAGAGAAUUGUAUACUGCCUGAAGAGAGGCUAAGCGAAACUCCUUCGAUAAAAGAUGGCCUUGAAAAAGCUACCGAAACUGACCUUAGAAUUCUAGGAUGCGAGUUCAUUCAGACCUCUGGAAUUCUGCUCAAGUUACCACAGGUUGCAAUGGCUACAGGGCAAAUUUUACUGCAAAGAUUUUAUUAUUCAAAAUCUUUGGUAAAACACGACGUGGAGAUUUAUGCAAUGGCAUGCAUCUUCUUAGCUGCUAAAAUCGAAGAAAGUCCAAGAAGACUGAGAGAUGUUAUUAAUGUUUUCCAUCAUAUCAAACAGAAAAGAAGCAAACGGACAGUCACUCCGAUGGACUAUUUCAGUAAUGCAUACUUUGCAAUGAAGAACAAUGUCAUUAAAGCUGAACGGCGUGUCCUCAAGGAACUUGGUUUCUGUGUACAUGUCAAGCACCCACAUAAGGUCAUCAUAACAUAUCUGCAAAUUUUAGAACACGAAAAAAACGCUGCACUGGCGCAGAAAGCAUGGAACUAUAUGAACGACAGUCUGCGAACUGACGUCUUCCUUCGAUUUCCGCCAGAGACAAUUGGAUGCGCGUGUAUUUUCCUUGCAGCUAGAUCGCUUAAGAUUUCUUUGCCCCAGCGGCCCCCAUGGUGGGAACUCUUUGAUUCAACAUAUGAUGAUGUCGAAGAAAUCUCUCUCACUUUGCUGAAAUUGUAUGCUAGGCCUAAGGUUCGAAUGAAUAAACUGGAUGAGGCAAUUGAAAACGCUAAGAAAUUACUACAGGACAAGAAGGAUGUAGCGAAAGAGAAUGGCGGUGACGGGACACCCGGUUCUUUUACUCCCGCGCAUACGUCUCCAAAUAUAGCUUCUAACAACAAUUUGCCCACGAAACCAAGCAGCAAAACAGCUUCUCCAGCCAAAGCAUCACCUUCGGAUAAAACAACAGACCAAGGCAAAACCAGGAACAAUCCCAGUGAUUCAAAAAGGUCAAAUAAAAAGCAUGCUAAAGAUGAAAAGUAUAGUCGAAAAUCAUCGAAUUCUCCUCGUCGUAAAAAUGUCACAAAAGAUGAGUCGUUCAGUUCGAAUGAUUCUGAGUCAGAGUCGCCAUCGCCCGAACGCAAACGAAAAUACAAAAAGGAAACGCGCCCUCGUAGUCACAGUAGUGGGGAAUCAGAUGAUGAUCGACACAGAAAGAGAUCAAAAGAUCGCCGAAACGAGUCUGAUAGCAGACCGAGGUCAAGGCUGGAUAAGGAAAAUGGCUACCGGGGUUAUAAUUAUGACAAAAGAUAUCAGGAUCGAAGCAAGAGUCGUUCCCGAAGUAGAAGUAGAGACAGACGCGAUAAGAUCAAAGAGAAAAGACGGGAAAAGGGAAGGGAUGAAAGGUAUUCUGAUCGCGAUUACAGGAACACUUAUGAUAGAUAUGAUUAUAAAAAAGGACGAAGGUAAAAAGGAUAUCAUUAUUUUUUGGUUGACAUUUUGUUUACUAUUGUAUCGCGUUUGUUCUAUUCUCGACAUCAUUUUUAUUAGUGUACAAAAUCAUUGUUGCGGUUAACGAUGUGUUAGAUUCAAGAAGCUUUGAAUUUGCCUGCUUGAUCUGUUCUUAUUAUAUUUUAAUAAUAUAAGUUAGAGCCUGGAUUUUUGGGCUAAUAAAAUGAGCUCUUCACUAUUUCAGACUUGUAAAUUUGUGAGCUGAUGUCGUUUUUUAGUAAUCUGUUUGGAGUAGGAAUGUGUCAAUAUUUAGCGAUCAGAGGAAUGAGGAGAAUGUUCUGCAGUUAAAGAAAGGUUUUGAUUGUAGUAAUAACAUGGGGCAAAUUUUUGUUUGGGGGAGGGGGGUUGUUGGUGGCGAUUAGAAAUCAAAUGAAAGCAAAGCUGAGAGGUUCCGGUGUGUUCAACCUCUUGCUUUUCAGACGAACUGACAAACUUUAGAUCUGACAUUAGGCGAAGUUGAUCCUGUCAUCUUAUAAAAAGGGUUAAUUUAUUAGCUCGCAUAGGCGAAUGGAUGUUACCUUUUGUAUGUAUAUUUCCUAACCUACGCUCUGUUGGUAAUAAGCAAUCAAUUGCAGUGAUUUAUAUCAAAUGAUAACCAAAAUAGGUAUUUAAUAAACGUAGUUACUUUUUAAACCAGUAGCGUGCAUGUUUCCCUGCUGAAUACAUGAUGUUAUAUGUAA